This is a messenger RNA of Drosophila busckii, 813 nucleotides long. It is a transcript of the gene Cyt-b5, whose product is annotated as cytochrome b5. Gene Ontology annotation, cellular component: membrane; intracellular membrane-bounded organelle. The coding region runs from base 44 to 451 and encodes 135 amino acids. The transcript is spliced from 2 exons. The record is from RefSeq and is a predicted model, not a curated record. Gene Ontology annotation, molecular function: heme binding. Lineage: Eukaryota; Metazoa; Arthropoda; Insecta; Diptera; Drosophilidae.
AGUCAUAGAAACUAAUAGAAGCGCAAUUCAACAAGUCAUCAGCAUGUCGAGCGAUGGAGUGAAAACCUUUACGCGAGCUGAGGUCGCCAAACACAACACCAACAAGGACACAUGGCUGUUAAUCCAUAACAAUAUCUACGAUGUCACAGCAUUUCUAAAUGAGCAUCCCGGCGGUGAGGAGGUUCUGAUCGAGCAGGCCGGCAAAGAUGCUACCGAGAAUUUCGAAGAUGUGGGCCAUAGCAACGAUGCGCGCGAUAUGAUGAAGAAGUACAAAAUUGGCGAGCUGGUGGAGAGCGAACGCACCAGUGUGGCGCAAAAGUCUGAGCCCACCUGGAGCUCGGACACACAAAACGAAGAGAGCUCAAUGAAGUCUUGGCUAUUGCCGUUGGUGCUCUGUCUGGUGGCCACGCUCUUUUACAAAUUCUUCUUUGGCGGUGCCAAGCAACAGUGAGCAGACCAAAGAUUGCCAGAGAGUCACAGAGAAAGUCUCCAAUGCUAAGCACACACACGCAUACACACACACACACACACACACACAUAUACAAUUGCAUUCCAUAUGCAUGCCUUUUUACAAAAUAAUACCUUAUCUUGGGUGUUGUGUUGUUGCAUUAGAGACUUUCUUUUUAGGUGGAGCGUAAGCAUUUGUGCUAGGUUUAAAGUUAAAUUGGAGAACAUUUGUUUAAUUGUAACAAUUGCUGUAGUUAAAUGGGCUGGAGCUAAUUUCUUAUCGCUAUACAUUAUUGUUUAAAUUUGCUACAUAAAAGAGAACAGUUACAUUUACACGUAUGUAUUUAAAAAUAUAUGUAUAUCGUU